AUACGUCUUAUUUUGUUUCGACCGUCGACAAUCGGAAAUAAAUAAAAAUAAAAUACCUACCUAUCCGCUUCUCUAUACAGCUCUUUUGCGGUUGGGAAUUACUACUGUAUAUAGAUUUUGUUUCUGAAUGUGAAAGAAUGACUGACUCAGACGAUAGUACCUCCCGGUUUACUGAUCUGUACAAAAACAACUCCCGCAAGGAGCACCACCAAUCGGAACGCCGCCGGACACUGCUGGAGGAGCAGAAACGCCUUCGCCAGACUGAAAUCGACAGUUCCCGUCGCGGGCUACUGGAACUGAUCGAAACGGAGGCCGCUGACUCGGAAUGUUCGUUCGGUCAGCAGCAACGCCAUAAACCACGGGUUUGGUUUAGCAAACUCUAUCGUGACAAGGUACAGCUCUCCGAGUGGAUGUACGAACGACCGGAUGAUUUGGAAAAUUGGUUUAUGGUGCCAUGUCCGGUGGGAACUAGAUGUUUACUGGUAAUUCGACGGGGGCUAGCUGUAGCCUACGACAAAAAUGGACGAUCGAUGACGAGAUUUGCAACCAGAUUGGGGAAGAAGCAUCGGGUGACCGUGUUGGAUUGUUUCCUGACCAAGGACCGUAUUUUCUAUGCCAUUGACUUGUUGGUUUACAACGAAAUGGACCUGGUGCAGUGUGAUUGCCGGUUUCGAUUUCUCUGGCUGCGUUCCAAGUUGGAGGAGGAUGCAGUACCGGAUCAAAUAUGUAAUUCCAAGGAAUCCGGUUGGCGAUUGGAAGUUCUACCAUUGUACGACUUUAGUAAGCCGAAUCAAGUAGCGGAUUGCCUUUCUCUCUUUCCAGCGUUCAACGAGAAAGGUACUCGACUUGAUGGAUUGCUGUUUUAUCACAAAGAUUCCAACUACAUCUACGGCAGGACGCCAUUAGUUACGUGGCUGUUUCCCUUCAUGGUACCGGAUUUGCUUGGCGAAAGUUGGCGUCCAACUAUGAACCACCGGUAUUUUCAACAAAUACCAGCCGAUUACUCGCAGUUAGGCUACCGAGCCUACAUGGACGAGUUCGAUGCUAAACUGGCACGAAAGCGAUCACGCAGAAAUCAUGCACAGCAAACCGGUGGAGAUAUGGUACAAGAUACCGAUGAAAGCACUUGUACCGAGGAUUUGACCGCGUGGGAACAAAUGGAAGCGGUAACUACGAUAAAUGAGAGCUAUGAAGAUGAAGAUUGGCAACGGAAGGAACUGGAUGAAAUUCGAAGACUGGAAAUGGAAGGAUAAAUUUGCAUUCGUUUGCAGUUUUAGAUUAGAUCAUACUGGUUACCUGUGAUUGUUCCCACGAAAUAAAUCUGUUUGAUAACUAUCGCCUAA
Molecule: messenger RNA, 1343 nt
Organism: Topomyia yanbarensis
Lineage: Eukaryota; Metazoa; Arthropoda; Insecta; Diptera; Culicidae
Gene: Snup
Product: snurportin-1
Exons: 2
Coding region: 138-1253 (371 amino acids)
Biological process (GO): snRNA import into nucleus
Cellular component (GO): cytoplasm; nucleus
Source: RefSeq, a predicted model, not a curated record